AUGUCGUCCUCAGCCAUCCCUCCCACCCACCGCGCCCUGCGCCAGGACAUCUACGCCCAGCCCCCGACGGUGCAACAGGUUCCCACCCCACAACCAACCCCGGGCUCUGCGGUGCUGCGCGUCCUCACGGCCUCGGUGAUCAGCUACACCAAGGACAUCUACAACGGCGUGCGCCAAUACCCGUACCCUACGCCGCUGACGCUGGGGGAGUCGGCGCUGGCGCGCGUGGUGGCGCUGGGUCCCGACGCGACAACCCUUAAAGUCGGGGACUUGUGCCUGCUGGACGUGACGAUCCGCGGGCGCGACGACGUCGGCCGCGCCGCGGGAUCUACCUUCCUCAGCGCCAUCAUCGGCCCCAACCCCACGGCGACUAAGCUGUUCCGCGACGCCUGGAGGGACGGCACCUACGCCGAGUACGUGCGCUGGCCGCUCGAGAACUGUUUCGCUGUGGAUGAACAAAGGCUCUUCAACCAACUCGGCUACCAACCGGAAGAUCUGAUGUUCCUCACUAAGAUGAUGGUCGCCUACGGCGGACUGGGACCCUUGUGCACGGACCUGAAGCCAGGCGAGACCGUCGUCGUCAGCCCUGCCACCGGUGGGUUCGGGUCUGCGGCGGUGCACCUGUGUCUCGAGCUGGGCGCCGGCAGAGUCAUCUGCAUGGGCAGAAACCAGGACAUCCUCGCCAGUCUGAAGAACACGACCGCUCCGGAAAAGAGGGCCAGAGUGGAGACCGUCCCUCUCACAGGAGACUGGGAGGUGGACUUGAAAGCGCUCAAGGAAUUGGGCGGCGUCAUCGAUCUCUUCUUCGAUAUCUCUCCGCCAGCAGCAGCCGACUCCAAGCAUCUCAAGGCUGGUGUCCACGCUUUGAGACAUGGUGGCAGGAUGUGUCUGAUGGGCGGGGGGAAUCAUGAUGUCGCCCUGCCGCUUGGAAUGCUGAUGCGCAAGGACAUCACUGUCAAGGGCAAGUGGAUGUACGAACCCACGGAUGUGAAGCGCUUGAUCGCCCUUGUCGAGUCUGGCAUCGUCAAGCUGCACAGAGAGGCCGACGAUGUCAAUCCGCCGGGUUCGAAGGUUGUGGCCAAGUUCAAGUUGGAGGAGUGGGAACAGGCAUUCGACAGUGCUGAAAAGCACGGGAAAAGUGGCGGUAUUGUCGUAAUCGAGCCAUGA
Molecule: messenger RNA, 1167 nt
Organism: Fonsecaea multimorphosa CBS 102226
Lineage: Eukaryota; Fungi; Ascomycota; Eurotiomycetes; Chaetothyriales; Herpotrichiellaceae
Exons: 1
Coding region: 1-1167 (388 amino acids)
Source: RefSeq, a predicted model, not a curated record